Molecule: messenger RNA, 2410 nt
Organism: Saprolegnia diclina VS20
Lineage: Eukaryota; Oomycota; Saprolegniomycetes; Saprolegniales; Saprolegniaceae
Exons: 1
Coding region: 91-2355 (754 amino acids)
Biological process (GO): lipopolysaccharide biosynthetic process
Cellular component (GO): membrane
Molecular function (GO): acyltransferase activity, transferring groups other than amino-acyl groups
Source: RefSeq, a predicted model, not a curated record
CGAGCGUCGGCCCAAUGACGAGCGGGCAAGCCUAGUGAGUAACAUCCUCGUCAUCCUCCAACUUGGCUCGCAUUCGCCAAGUCGCCACGCAUGGCCGACGUCCACAAGCGCGUGUCCAACGCGGACGAGCUCGACAAGGAGCAGGACGAUGACGUCCUCCUCUCGGACCACACGCCGGCGGACGUCGAGGCCGCCCACGACCACGCGCCGCCCGCGCCGAGCCACAGCUACCGGCCCGACAUUGACGGUCUCCGCACGCUUGCCGUGCUCCCCGUCCUCGUCUUCCACGCGUACCCCAAGCUCUUUCCCGGCGGCUUCAUUGGCGUCGACAUCUUCUUUGUCAUUUCCGGCUUUCUCAUUUCCGGCAUCCUCUUCAAGGAGCACAAGCGCGGCAAGUUUACGUACGCGAGCUUCUACGAGCGCCGCGUCCGCCGCAUCUUCCCGACGCUCAUCAUCGUGCUGAGCGCGACGCUCUGGCUCGGGUACCUCUACCUCAUGGCGCCCAAGCUCAAGCUCAUGGCCGCCACCAUGUUUGCCGGGACGGUCUUUGCCGCCAACCUCCAAGUGCUCUCGCUCGAGAAGGCGUACUUUGAUCUGGGUGCGAACCCAGUCUUGCACCUCUGGUCGCUCGGCGUCGAAGAGCAGUUCUACAUCCUCUGGCCAUUCUUCUGCGCCAUCAUCAUGAAGCUCUCGUACAAGCGCGCGAUCAUCCUCCAAGUGGCGUUCAUGGUGCUGAGCUUUGGCAUCAACAUUGCCUUCCUCGGCUACCGCGACAACAAGGUGUCGUUCUACAUGCCGCUCUGCCGCUUCUGGCAAAUGUCCAUGGGCGGUCUCCUCGCAUACGUCACGUCGCAGGCGGCGCCGGCGUUCGAACCAUUGGCGGCGUCGGGCACGACACCGUCGAGCUCGGGCGGGUGGACGUCGGCAGCUGGCCUCAGCCUCAUCCUCCUCGGCUUUGCCUCGAUCAACGAACACCGCGCGUUUCCCGGCUUUUGGGCGCUGCUCCCGACGCUUGGUGCGACCUUGCUCAUCGCGGCCGGUCCCCGUGCGCCGUUCAACCGCUACAUCCUCAGCAACGCCGUUGUCGUCUACAUUGGCAAGAUCAGCUACUGCCUCUACCUCUGGCACUGGCCGAUCCUCGUCAUCUCGGGCGAUCGGUACCCGGCGACGGCGCCGCGCCCGUUCUUUGCCGAGCCAUGGGUCCUUCUCCUUAUCUCGGUUGCCCUGAGCAUCGCUACGUACGAAGACGUCGAGCUGCGUCUGCGCCGGCGCAAGGCCAAGUGGAUCACGCCGGUGCUGGCGCUCGGUGUCGCACUCCUCGCACUCGUCUCGGCCGCAGUCUACACGUACCCGGCUAACUUUUCGCUGAUUGAACUCGGGCUGCGCAACGUCGCCCCGCCGAUCGUCGAGUCGGGUGCGAAUCUCACGUCCGGCAACGUGCCUGCGUCGUUGAAGCAAGCGCAGACGGCUAUCUACGACGGCGCGUGGCAAGGCGGCUUGGGCGACAAGUGCCCGUCCGACUCGCCGUACGUCUUUAACGCGAUCCGCCCCGAGCACGCCGAGAAGUAUGGCCCCUACUACCUCCCGGGUGACGUCUACCUCAUCAACCCGGGCCAUGAGAAGGACAACGGUCUCCUCAUCGUGCUUGGCGACUCGCAUGCCGACAUGACCAAGCCGCGCCUCGUGCAGCUCUUUGAAGACGCCAAGGCCGCCAAGAACGAGUCGACAUUUCCCACGAUCGCCAUCAACAGCUGGUCUGCCCGGCCGAUCAUGCCGUGCCGGGCCGAGUAUUACGCCAACUUGGCCAUGGUCAAGGCGAUGAAGCCCCAGGUGCUUCUCCUCGUCCAGCACUACUACCAGUACGUGCACCCGACGGGCGAUUUCAACACGCCGUACGAGGCGCCGCCCAAGUGCUGCAACGACGGGACCAAGCCGUGCCCCGAACAAACGAUGCGCGACGUCAACGCCAUGUGGUCGAUCAUGGAGAAAGACCUCAAGGAGCUCACCGACAUGGGCAUCAAGGUGUUUGUCGUCGACCAGAGCCCCGAGUACGAAGAGAUGAACCCGUCGGCGUGGAUCUCGGGCGACAAAGUGACGAUGCCCAAGCCCAUGUACAAGUCCGAGUUCAACCGCGAGUACAAGUGGCUCCUCGACCCGCUCCAUGCAAUGGUCAAGAACGCUGGCGCGACGCUCAUCGACUACGCCGACAACUACUCGCUCGGCGACGAAAUCAUGAUCACCGACGACCACGGGUACCCGGUCAUGUGCUACGGGACGCACCUCAACGCGCACACGGCCCGCAGCUACCUCACCGUCGUCGACCAAGUCGUAGACGCCGCCCGUCUCCAAAAGUAAAUUGAGCUUGCGAGUACAACACGCCACCAAUAUAGAGUCGUUUAUGUAUCUACGA